Hypoxylon trugodes is the source of this 2076-nucleotide messenger RNA. RefSeq names its product FAD/NAD(P)-binding domain-containing protein. NCBI's taxonomy places the organism in Eukaryota, Fungi, Ascomycota, Sordariomycetes, Xylariales, Hypoxylaceae. Gene Ontology annotation, molecular function: N,N-dimethylaniline monooxygenase activity; flavin adenine dinucleotide binding; NADP binding. The record is from RefSeq and is a predicted model, not a curated record. The transcript has 4 exons. Bases 112 to 1926 code for a protein of 604 amino acids.
AACGUAACACACUUCUAAGGCCAUACCUAAUGGCUAUAACCACUCUUAUAAACGACAAUCUAAUUAACCUCACCUAAACAUCUUAAAUGAGAGAAACCCAUCUUUUCUACAAUGGAGGAAAUAGACUAUGUGGUAGUGGGCGCUGGAUUCCACGGACUAGGUGCCGCAAAGCAGCUUCACUGCCUUCAACCCGAUAGCUCCAUCGCAAUUUUCGAUGGCGAGCCAUCUUUGGGCGGCAAAUGGGCCGAGAACCGCUUGUUUCAAGGCCUGAAAAGCAACAAUCUCCUGGGGACAUAUGAGUUCCCUGAUUUUCCUAUGGACGGCGAUAAGCUUGGUGUGAAAGCCGGAGAGCAUAUCCCCGGCAAAGCGGUCAACGGCUAUCUAAAAGCGUAUGCUAAGGAAUUUGGACUCCUGGAUUUUCUUUGUCUGCAGACGAUUGUUCUUUCUGCGGAACAUCAUGAUACGGAGACGGGCGGAUGGACUCUAACCCUAAAGCAUACCGGGAUAGAACAGACCAGUAAAGCAUUCGCCCGUCAUCUUGUUAUUGCUACGGGAAUACUGUCACAAGCUUUUAUCCCUCACUUUGAAGGAGAGGAUCGAUUUGGUGGGAAGAUUUUCCAUAGUGGGGAGUUCGGGAAAAAUAGUGAUACCCUGAAAGCGAAGACUGUUACUGUGUUUGGCGCGGGGAAAUCUGGCUGGGAUGCUGUUUAUCAGUAUGCAAAGGCCGGUGUUAAGGUACAUUGGGUGAUAAGAUCGAGUGGCCAUGGUCCGGUCUGGAUGGCACCCGCAUAUGUAACCCCUUUCAAGCAAUGGAUCGAGAAGCUUGCUAAUAUGCGCAUGCUAUCAUGGUUUAGCCCCUGUAUUUGGGGUGAUGCCGACGGGUACUGGUUGAUUCGACAACUCUACCAUGGCACAGCCAUCGGUCGAUCCCUAGUUGACCGAUUCUGGAAUGUGAUGGCCCAAGACGUAAUCUCGAUAAACAAAUACGACUCGCAUCCAAAAACAGCCCUGUUGAAGCCUUGGCUUGAUGUUAUGUUUACCGGAUGCAGCUACAGUAUUCUCAAUUACGAGUCCGACUUUUUCGAGCUUGUGAAAAGCGACAGGGUUGAGAUACACAUCGGAGAAAUCACUUCUCUAAGUCCGGGAAAAGUUCAUCUCGCGGACGGCACGAUAUUUGAGUCCGAAGCUUUCUACUUGAAUACCGGUUGGAAACAUGCACCUCCUAUGAAGUUCUUGCCUAAAGGUAUCGAAAAGGAACUCGGAAUACCUCACGAAAUAGUAGACGAUGCUCCCACCGAAGACUUAGCGAACCAAGUCUCCCUCAUCAAGCGCGCCGACGAAGAAAUCUUGAAUCGCUUCCCAAGACUUCGACAACAGCCAGUGUUCAAUAAGAAGUUCAUCCCCAUAACUGACCAGAAAGGCAUUAGCUUCGACAAAGAAAGCCAAAUGGCAUCAACACCAUACAUGCUCCAUCGCUUCCUAAUCCCACCAUCACCCCGAUUUCUCCGUCCUCGCGAUAUCGCUUUCAUCGGCCUACAAACCAAUUUCAGCAAUAUCACGACCGCCCACAUAAGCGCGCUAUGGAUAAGCGCCUAUUUCACAGGCCAACUAACCAUAGACCCCGCCAAAGCCAUCGACGACGAGGAAGCCCUGGCAAAACUGCGUUACGAAACUAUGUUACACAAUCGCUUCGGAAAAUGGCGGUAUCCCACGGAAUGGGGUAGUAAAGGACCGAAUUUCGUCUUCGACGCUGUGCCAUAUUUCGAUUUACUCCAGCGAGAUCUUGGUCUAAAUCCUUUUAGGAAGGGAGGUUUCUUGGCGGAGAUUUAUAGUUCGUAUGGGCCUGAGGAUUAUCGGCAUAUCACUGAGGAAUGGUUGAAGAAGCAGAAGGGAAGCCAGAUGAACGGAAAGGCUCGGAGUGAAUGAUGUUGUGUGUAUGAUAGUUUCUUUGAUUGUUGUUGGUUUGUGGUAGAGAUAUUACUCAUUGCGCAAAUAGCUUGUCUAAAUGAACGGAGACGGUAUGAGAUAUCUAUGCCUUGAGAGUUCCCUUUCUCUCGCCUCCAUGCUCACAUUAUA